This is a messenger RNA of Pseudophryne corroboree (corroboree frog), 6782 nucleotides long. It is a transcript of the gene RUNX2, whose product is annotated as RUNX family transcription factor 2. Gene Ontology annotation, cellular component: nucleus. Gene Ontology annotation, molecular function: DNA-binding transcription factor activity, RNA polymerase II-specific; RNA polymerase II cis-regulatory region sequence-specific DNA binding; ATP binding. Lineage: Eukaryota; Metazoa; Chordata; Amphibia; Anura; Myobatrachidae. The record is from RefSeq and is a predicted model, not a curated record. The transcript has 7 exons. Gene Ontology annotation, biological process: ossification; hemopoiesis; regulation of transcription by RNA polymerase II. The coding region runs from base 175 to 1470 and encodes 431 amino acids.
AGUGACGUCACCUACCACUUGUAUAGAUCUGUAUAAUGACAUCACACUACACUCAUUAACCCAUGCAGUGCCUAGAGCGGAGCAGGCGGUGUGUUAGCUGCAGACACAGCGUAGUAGGAUCCCAGCACCAGCCGGAGGUUCAGCCCGCCCUCCAGCAGCCUGCAGCCCGGCAAGAUGAGCGACGUGAGCCCGGUGCCCGCCCCGCAGCAGCCCCAGCCACAGCAGCAGGAAGCGGCGCUGCCGGUGCCCAGGCUGCGGGCGCACGAUAACCGCACCAUGGUGGAGAUCAUCGCGGAUCACCCUGCGGAGCUGGUACGCACGGACAGCCCCAACUUCCUCUGCUCGGUGCUGCCCUCCCACUGGCGCUGCAACAAGACCCUGCCGGUGGCAUUCAAGGUGGUCGCCUUAGGAGAGGUGCCGGAUGGCUCUGUGGUCACAGUGAUGGCAGGGAACGAUGAAAACUAUUCUGCGGAACUCAGGAAUGCGUCUGCCGUCAUGAAAAACCAAGUGGCGAGAUUUAACGACCUAAGAUUUGUGGGCAGGAGUGGAAGAGGAAAGAGCUUUACGUUGACAAUAACGAUUUUCACUAACCCGCCACAAGUUGCCACCUACCACAGAGCCAUAAAAGUGACGGUGGAUGGGCCGCGGGAGCCGAGACGGCACAGACAGAAGCUUGAUGACUCUAAGCCUAGUUUGUUCUCUGAGCGCCUCAGUGAUUUGGGGCGUAUUCCUCAUCCCAGUAUGAGAGUGGGUGUCCCAACUCAGAGUCCACGGCCCUCCCUGAACUCUGCACCAAGUCCUUUUAAUCCACAAGGACAGAGUCAGAUUGCAGACCCUAGACAAACGCAGUCAUCUCCUCCGUGGUCCUACGAUCAGUCGUAUCCAUCGUACCUGAGCCAGAUGACCUCUCCAUCCAUCCAUUCCACGACUCCGCUGUCCUCCAGCCGCGGCACGGGGCUCCCAGCUAUCACGGAUGUGCCCAGACGCCUCUCAGGUACCUCAGAGUUGGGCCCGUUUCCUGAUCCCCGGCAGUUUACGAGUAUUUCCUCCCUAACGGAGAGUCGUUUCUCUAACCCGCGAAUGCACUACCCUGCAACUUUUACUUACACUCCUCCGGUGACCUCAGGGAUGUCUUUGGGUAUGUCGGCAACCACUCACUAUCACACCUAUCUGCCACCACCUUACCCUGGCUCCUCCCAGAACCAAAGUGGACCCUUCCAAACCAGCAGCACUCCCUACCUUUAUUAUGGUACGUCGUCUGGAUCAUACCAGUUCCCCAUGGUUCCGGGGGGUGACCGUUCUCCUUCUAGAAUGCUUCCGCCCUGUACAACAGCAAAUGGCACCACAUUGCUAAACCCGAAUUUGGGCAGCCAGAACGACGGUGUGGAUGCAGACGGAAGUCACAGUAACUCCCCCACGGUGUUAAAUUCUAGCGGCCGAAUGGAUGAGUCCGUGUGGAGGCCUUAUUGAUCACUCCACCUUGGCUGACGAUGUGUAGUUUGUGAGACUUUAUUCAGAAAAAUAUGGAAGUGCCUUUAAAAAACAAAACAAGAAAAUGCAUUUUAUAUAUGAUGUCAUAUUCUGAGUGCGACUCAAAAAGACGCUGAUUAAACGUUUGCAAUAGACUUACCGAUCAAUAAUUAUGCCAUUGUGAUACAAAGUCAUAUCUGAAAGCACACAUUUGCCUUAAACUAUAUAUUUAUAUUGAACUAAAGUUAUUCCAAAGAGAAUUAUGGCUUUUCCUAGUUUACGCUCUGUCAAAUAUUAUUGUGACUGAAUGGGAAAAGAGAUCGCAGAUAAUUGUGGGAAUCUAAAAAGACUUAUUCAUUCCAAUACCAAAAAUGUGGUGUAAAAAAACAAAAAAGUGCCUUAUUUACAGGAAAAAAAAGGGAUGACCUCAAACGCAACAGAAAACUGCACAAAGCACGUCCCUACGUUUAUCCGAACUUUUCCACGGUUUGUUAUCAUUAUGGUACGGACUAUAAACAAUGCAACAUGCACUUGUCUCAAUAUUUUCAGUUUUAUGCCUUUAGACGAAAAAAAAAAAAUUCCAAAAACAUACAUAAUAUAAAACAUUGCCUAUGCCAACACAAACGUAAUAAUAUUAGCUCAAAAAGGUAUGAAUUUUUAUGUUUUUGUGUUUUUUUUAAAUUAUCAUUAUGUGUUGUGGAGGGGAGGUUGCUUUUUGUCUUUUUUUAUAUAUAUUUUUUAGUUUUAUUUUUUUGGGGGGAUUUAUCUUAACAAUUUUUAAUUUAUAAUUAUUUAAUAAUAUUUGGACCCUUAAGUGUUUGUUUAUGUCAAAGAUGUGCUGACAGGUCCCUAAACAUGUUUUUUUUUCUCCUUAAUGUCCUAUAACUAUAAUCUCAUCCACAAAGGUUAAGAAACUGAGAAUGCACUUAUUGCUUGCAUGCGGUGGAGGUCGGCCAUCUUGUCUGCUCGGCUAAUCAGUUCUCUGAGCAAAAGUGACACCAAUGAGACAAUGUUGGUUCAGACCACAAGAUGGCCGCCUCCAUCAGGUGUAGGUAACGGGUGUAAUUUAAUAAUGCUUGUGUUCCAAGAACUGUAGUAUUAUAAUGUGCCUUGUUUAUUUGUGUCUUGAUAGAGCCUACAGUUAUUACUGUAUACUCUGUAAUAUUCGGUUGCCAGAGAUAUCCUUACAAUGUGCUGGAAUGUCAUCAAAUGACAGAGUACAUGUAAAAUGUUUUAACUACGGAUGUAAAAACAAAGGGUUAUGUAGCGAUAUGCAAUUAAAUUAGCUAAAGUGAUUUUUUUUUUGUUAAUGCAACUUUAAAGCCAUAAGCACUAUUGUUAUCUUAGUCAUAUCAUAUUCGUUUUUUUUCCCAUUUUUGUUUUAAAUGCACUGCCGUCAAUUGCUAUGACUUUAGUCUUGCACUUCUCUGUUCAGAAUACUCCUUGUAAACCGAGAUAUGUAACUAACAUGCUGAUGAUGCACUUAAUCUUAGUUUGUGUUAGCACUGAUGCAUCAACAUACAGUAUGGCCAAUUUAGGCCUGGAGGAUUUAAUCUGAGAGUUGCGUUGAUGGAAAUACAGUAUAUCUGGAAAUAUGUAGCUCCAUACAGUAUAGAACAAUGAUUUGUUUAAUGGGGAAAUGUAUUAAGCCUCGAAGAGAGAUAAAGUUGCCCAAAUCAACCGAUGAGCUUCUGUCCUUCAUCUACGUAGCACAGUCUUUAUAAAAGACAGUUAGAAACUGAUUGAUUAUUUUGGGCUGACUACUCCACUUGAUUCAUCUCCCCUUGAGUAUCAGACAGCUGCCUAGGGUACGAGCAGUAUAGGGGUCUCCAGUCCAAACCAUGUUAUUAUUGUAAUAACACACCCAGCUUUGGCUGGGGUUAAUAAUGUUGCAUACCGUCUUGCCUUGGGGUGACUGAGAUGGCAGAGCAGGCUCUGUCAGUUUUCUUGUCUUAAAUCAUUUUUUUCUUGUAGUUUAAUGAGUUUCUUGCACUUGGCCCAUAAUUAUGAGCAAUAGAGACCCAGUAAUGUUUUUUUCUUAUACUCUUGGCCUUGUAGAUGGCAUAAAGUGGAACAGGGAAUUUUUUUACAAAUGCCUUGAUUCGUUUCGCAAUUGGCAAACCCUUUUCCAGUUCUACUAUUGCAAUAAUAAUUGUUCCUCUCCUGUGCGGAAUAGGAAACGUUAGUAACUGCUGCAGCACUCCCAAUAAAUCGUAUUUAAUAGUGUGAAACUGUUACUGAGUUAUCCCAACUGAUAUUAGCAUGGGCAUACCACCCAGAGUACUGAUUUGCAAGCCUCCAAAUGAGCGAGGUUUACAUGUAAGUGCCAUAUCAGGGUAGACUUACAAAUUGGACAUGGUGAGGCUUGAGAAGAACAGGGUGUGGCUUAUUUUGUCCUAAUUCUGCCUUAAUUUUGAGAGUCAGGGACGCAGAGAGGGCCAUUAUUAAUUAUUUGGGCCUGGGACUUUUAGAGCGACCCUGCAGGAGCCCUGGACCAUGGUACUGAUGGGGACAAAUAUACCCCUUUAGAGCAUGCAUAGUGUUUUCCAUUGAUUUUUUUGUCCCAAAGAGGCCAUGGCCACGCCCCCUGCUUUGACCACACCCCCUCAGUACACGGGCCCCGUGCAUGUCUCAACAGCCCUGUUGGGAGGUUCAGCAUAAGUAAUCAGCAUAAUAACGGGUAAUAUUUCAGAACCUUCAAGAAAAACUAAAGCAGCAGUUUGGAAACCAGGCCUAAUACUGAAAAUGUUUCGGAUCUGUUAAAUAUAAUUUAGUCUGGCAUCCCCUUGUCUCGUGUUGCAGUUACUGUAGCACAGAAAAUUGUUUGCCUGGUUGCUAAGACGUAGUUAGCCUGAUUCCGAGUCAAGCGUAACCUUCGUAUGUGAUGCAUUUAGCGAUUUUCCACAAACUACGAAUGUUUCAUUAUUGCGAAUGUACACACGAGUCAGAGUAUAACGCUUGCAAUCCCCUUGUGUUGCGUUCUUAGUACAUGCAACUGGCAAUCAGCCCCAGUGUUUGCAUUUUAUAGUAUUUUUAUGCAUAUGUUAUCUUUUCUCUUUCUCUAACCUCUCAUCAUUUACUAUUGCCAAAGCUGGUUGCAUUCACUAAUGUUUAAUAACCCCUUCUCGUCAACUCAUUAGGCCGUACCAGGCAGCGGAAGAGGUAAUGAAAGUGAUACCUUACUCUUUGUAGGGGAAGGUUAUGUGACCGUCGGUCUCCUGACCGCUGGUCACAUGACUACAUCCCCUUUGUAGAGUCUGUUGUCAAUAAACACAAUCGAGCCUUCAGCACAUCAGCAGUGUCAGUGUGCGGUCAGAGAUCUGAGGCACUGAGUGUUCCCUGCAUCGGUGAAGGAAUGACACACGGAACCCGUUCCCUUCUUUAUCAUCCGCUGGUUCCUUUUUGUAUGAGCGUUGAUCUAGCAGGUGCAGCUUAGACGCUGAUACAUCAUCACAGGUUCUGUCAGCUGCCACCACCAUUCUGCAGCCGCUUAGCAGAAGUAAAACUGUGCAGCUAUAAGUGGUCUUCUCUGAGAGGAAUCUCAGGUGAGGAAUGAGAAGGGCCCUGAUCUCCAGGUUACACAUUGUGCAGUCUGUACUAACAUCUGUCUUAAAUUAUGAAUAUAUAUAUAGGCUUACCAUACUAUCCAUUUAAACCGGGACACUUAGGGAUUACACAGGUUCUGUGGCUGCUUAAAACCAGAUGAAAUGCAGGCUGGAAGUCAGCCAGCCACAGAACCUGUGUAAUUCAUGAGUGCCCCAGUUUAUAGGGACAGUAUGGUAAGCCUAAUUAUAUAUAUAUAUAUAUAUAUAUAUAAAAUCUGUGGAAUACAGUUAGAUUUGUUAUUAUUUAUACUUCUAAGGUAGCUGUAAGCAUUCCAUGCCAUUGACUAUUUUGCUUUCAUUGUCAUUUGGACAGUGAAUUAUUUGGAGCAGCACUUACGUGUACUUGACACCUGUUGACAAUUAUUGGCGGCCAUUUGUGAUCUGAAACAAAGUAAUUUGUUAUUGUGGUCUGGACCACUAUUAAUUGUGGUCCCGGCCUACAAUAAUAAGAAUACAGGCUAGAAACUCAUUAGGGUUCAGUAACGUCACUGAGGCACUUUAUGACCAGAUUUUAUGAGUCAGGGGCAUCUAAUUCAUGAGUACAACCAACUUCUGGUGAAUUCACUCAAAUAUAUUGAUUUUCAGCCACAAAAUGGCUGCCAGCUCUGCGCUUGGGGCCCUUUAGUAACAUGGCAUAACUUUUCAAACUGUCUGCUACUCCAUAACAACCACACAUUUUCUAUCUUUGAAAAUAUCUACAUACAGUAAUAUUCAUACGGAAAUAACCUAUGAAACCACUAGUGACAUUGCUGAGACUCAAAAUGGUUCCUAGCGACUUGAUAGGCUGCACCCUCACAUUUGGUUCAGCUCACAAAAUGGCCGCCUCCAAUCAUAGGUGACAGGGGCACUUUUAAAACGUCUUUGCCAUUUAUUUUGACUUGCGAUGUCUUGUUUUAUAUAUUAAAUAUCUCCAUUUUCAUCAGUGCCCACAUACUUUGUUGCCACACAAAAACUCACCUGGAAUAGCCCAGUGCCAAGGCUUAAUGUCUGUUUGUGACAUUACUCUUACUGUACCAGUUCUCAGGAAGCCAGGAAUAAUACAGCUUUUAGCACUGUGUCAACAUUACAUUCCAAUAAUGGUAGUGUGACCUGGAACAAUAUUUACUCACAGGUUAUUCACCAAAAACUCCAGCACAAAUCAUGCUGUAUUUGCAAUAAAAAAAAUGAAUAAAAAAUAAUCAAAGAAACUCUUACGAGGUACAAUAUCUUUAUUAUAACAUGGUACUAUGAUAUCUCACACAUUAUGCAGAAGUUUGGAAAUAUGUCCUCUUUACAAAGGUCUGUUUUGUUUUUAGAAGAUUUUACGUCAGUACAUAAUAGCUCCAAAAAUACCUUUUUCAAAAAGUUUUUAUUCAAAUUGAAUGAGGUACUGAGGUGACAAUCAUUUUGUAAGAACGCUUCAUACGCCAGUUAUUUUCUUAACCAAAAUACUCCGAGCAUUGUCUUGUAAAUAGAAGCUUCUGUUACAGUGACUUACCAUAUUGGCUUUAUAUGCACAACCUGUUGUUUGUCCUUCCCCCACAGAUAUUUGCUUUGUUCCGCCAUGGAAAUGUUUACUAUCAUUUGAAAGGGACUCUUUUUUUUUAUUUUAUUUUGCGUCUGUAAAUUUAAUUUUGUUGCUCCGCACCUGAUUUAUAUUAUUAUUAUUGUUAUUGUUAUUAUAAGUGGAUGUUUGAAUUUUAUUUCCAAUAAACUUCUUUUUCAUAA